Messenger RNA from Hyalella azteca, 1666 nucleotides. RefSeq lists its product as uncharacterized. The record is from RefSeq and is a predicted model, not a curated record. Gene Ontology annotation, molecular function: protein binding. Bases 263 to 1591 code for a protein of 442 amino acids. The transcript has 8 exons. Lineage: Eukaryota; Metazoa; Arthropoda; Malacostraca; Amphipoda; Hyalellidae.
UCUUCCUUACUGUGUGGGAAUGACUGGCACUUACCCCACAACCAUGCGAUUCUGAAGCAAGUGGAAUAAUGGAGAACUAAAUCUGGCGGAAACGAAGAAGCGGAAAAGGAAGAUAAACCACGGAAAGUAUUUGAGAAAGAGAAAAAAAUAAUAAAAUUUGAACUCUAGAACUCUGAAUUUUUCAAAACCUGAACAUUGCAACCAGUUUUACUUGCAAGAAUAUACUCGUCAGUUUCCCAAUCAACGCAAAGCGUGAGAAAAAAUGCUCAGAAGGAAAGGACUCUCAAAACAUAACACAUCAAUAGAGCGGAGGACACUCUUGGACAACAAAUGGACAUUCAGCUUCCUGCUCUUCACCGCUCUGCAUCCCAUUGCUGGUGUAAAGGGCUACAGCAGGGAUCCGGGCCCCUUCUCUAUUAGCGCCGAUGCCUCCCUGAUGUCGUGUGGGCCUGAGAAACAAGCAGAUGUCCUGUCUAAAUGCGCCAACAACUUGUGUGACGUAACACAAGUAGUUACGAUAUUUCCCAACGGUGAAGAACUUUGUGGCUAUUGCAUCUUCAACAUACUUCCUGAGCCUGAAUACCAAGAGGAUGAAAGCUUCGUAGCCUUGAAACGCGCGAAGAAGAAUCUACCUGCUUGUACCACCUGCAAAACUGAGAAGUAUCUGCUCGAUUUUGCUGGGAGAAUUGUUCGAGGGCCUGAGACUUGUACUGAAACCAUCAAAACAUCAGCACCUUCCGCAGUCGAGUUUCAAGCAAGUUUCGAAGCUGCUCAGGGCAUAGCCAUGUCAUGGGAGACUCCGCACUCUGCCUGCCCUAUUAGUCACUACCAAAUUUCUUGCUCAGUUCUUGAUCUCAACGACCCUCAGCAGCCCAAGACGGUUCAAUCCAUUAACUUGGAGAGCAACUAUUCAAACUUCAUCCAAGACGAUGUGAAGCACAACUCGUUGUAUGAGGUGUGCAUGAUUGCAGUCGCAGUCGGCGAAGUCUCAGGCCCGGAAACCUGCAAGUCCAUUGUGAUUCCAAAAUUAGGAGUCGAGCAGCUAGAAGCGAAGAUUGAGGCUGACCAGGGCAUUACAGUGUCAUGGCAUCCUCCAAAAACCCUCAGCGAUCUCAUUCAUUAUGAGAUUUCCUACACGCAAAAGGUUCUUGACAACAGUGACCAGCUAAUGAUAGUAAAAAUAUUCGAAGUGGAGAGCAGUUAUUCAACCCACGUGCUGAGUGAUGUUCAACCCAACUCGUCGUAUGAGAUCUGCGUCUUCGCAAUGGUUGAGAAUUCCUCCGGUGGAAAGAACUGUACAUCCAUAGAGACUCCAAACGAAAUUGCGCCAGACGUCGAGAGCCUCGGCCAUAUAGAGGAGUACGAGCUGACGGAGGCUGAGAUCCAACACAUCAAUGCCCCAGUCGUUGACGGUUCUUCGUCGGAAAUAGAGGCAAUCAUUGACAAUUUCUUGACUGAGAAGGAGAAUCCGAAUCUUCUGAGUGGAUCCAGUUUUGAUCAGCUCAAGAGCAACGGCAAUAGCGUGAAUCUUCUACCUGUUCAGGGCCUGAUGACCGCAGCCAUUGUACUGUUAACAGGGGUACUACUGUGAGUUGCUUUCAGGGGAGCGCAGCUAUGCACCACCAAUUUUGUGCACCAAUAAACCCUGAAUCGAACGCCUUGGAUC